Molecule: messenger RNA, 917 nt
Organism: Toxotes jaculatrix (banded archerfish)
Lineage: Eukaryota; Metazoa; Chordata; Actinopteri; Toxotidae
Gene: rab3b
Product: RAB3B, member RAS oncogene family
Exons: 5
Coding region: 264-917 (217 amino acids)
Biological process (GO): regulation of exocytosis; protein localization to plasma membrane; protein secretion
Cellular component (GO): synaptic vesicle; endosome; plasma membrane
Molecular function (GO): GTP binding; GTPase activity
Source: RefSeq, a predicted model, not a curated record
GGCACCGUGGAAAAGAGACGUUUUCCAGGCAGUUUCACCUCAUUUCGGGAGGAAAAUUUCCGCUCUGCUCACUGCAGACGACGCAGUCGCUGCCCCUGUUUUCCUGAUCAGACGGUCGGUGGAUCAGAUCGGAAACCUUACUGUUGCUAUUGUAGAUACAUUUUUUUGUUUUAUUACUGUUAUUUUUUUGGAGCCCGGACACCGAGCGAGCUUUCUCCAUCAGCUGCAGAGCAGAGAGAGAGCUUCAGAUCCGCCCAGCAGAGAUGGCGAAGGCAGACCAGCGUUUUGGCCAGCGGGAUGGCUCAGACCAGAACUUUGACUACAUGUUCAAGCUGCUGAUUAUUGGUAACAGCAGCGUUGGGAAAACCUCCUUCCUGUUCCGCUAUGCCGACGACUCCUUCAGCAACUCCUUCGUCAGCACCGUGGGCAUUGAUUUCAAGGUGAAGACGGUGUAUCGCAAUGACAAGAGGAUCAAGCUGCAGAUCUGGGACACGGCAGGUCAGGAGCGAUACCGCACCAUCACCACGGCCUACUACCGUGGCGCCAUGGGCUUCAUCCUCAUGUAUGACAUCACCAACGAGGAGUCCUUCAACGCCGUCCAAGACUGGGCCACUCAGAUUAAGACGUACUCAUGGGAUAACGCUCAGGUGAUCAUGGUGGGCAACAAGUGUGACAUGGACGAGGAGAGAGUCGUACCUCCGGAGAAAGGAAAACACCUCGCCGACCAGUUAGGCUUCGAGUACUACGAGGCGAGUGCUAAGGAGAACAUCAACGUGCGGCAGGUCUUCGAGCGUCUGGUGGACAUCAUCUGUGUGAAGAUGUCAGAGCGUGUGGACGUGGAGGUGCCGACGGCUCCCGGCUCCAAGACCACCAGACUGACCGACAAGCCCGCCCAGCUACCUCAGAAGUGCUGCUGA